Panicum hallii is the source of this 1233-nucleotide messenger RNA. RefSeq lists its product as uncharacterized. Bases 89 to 1018 code for a protein of 309 amino acids. The transcript is spliced from 9 exons. The record is from RefSeq and is a predicted model, not a curated record. Lineage: Eukaryota; Viridiplantae; Streptophyta; Magnoliopsida; Poales; Poaceae. Gene Ontology annotation, molecular function: double-stranded RNA binding.
UGAGAUCAUCUUUUUGCGGAGGAAGGAAUCAUCCAUCUUCCUUCCGGCACAUUCCUCCGAGCUCCGAGCUCGGACCACAACGGCUUCCAUGGCCGCUGCCGACCCCGCCACCGCGGCCUCCUUCUCGCGGCUCUCUUUCCGCCGCGCGGUCUGCCCCUCCCCGCUCCGGCUCCCCUUAUCACGGACCCCUCCGACCGGUCGCCUCCGCGUCUCCUCCACCGUCGUCGCUCUCCACAAGCGCAACCCCAAGCGGCUCAAGUACGCCGCCGAGCGCCAGUUCAAGAGAGGGGACACCGGGAUGCUGCGGGUGAAGGUGGAGCCCUCCGGCGAGGACUUCUGGAAGCUGGACCCGGUUAUCGACCUCAUCAAUCGAGGCGCUGUGGGAGUUAUCCCUACUGACACUGUCUACUCCAUCGUCUGUGAUCUGAGUAACAAUGAAUCUAUUGAGCGCCUUCGCAGAGUGAAAGGCAUUGGAGACUCAAAGCCUCUCAGCAUCUUGUGUCACUCAUUACGUGAUAUCGAUACCUACACAACAGGAUUUCCUCGAGGUACCAACCAAGGGCAAGCUAACAUUUUCCGUGCUGUCAAGCGUGUAAUACCUGGGCCUUACACCUUUAUUUUACCUGCAACCAAGCAAUUUCCCAAACAAUGCAUUAGGCAUGGUUCUUCCACAAGGUAUGCAAAAAGGAGGCAGGUUGGCGUCCGAAUUCCAGAUGAUCCCAUCUGCCAGGCAAUAUUGCAAAAUUUGGAUGAACCUUUGAUCUGCACAAGUGUCAAAUAUCUAUCAGAGGAUGAAUGGAUACUUGAUCCAGUAAUCAUUGCCGAUCUUUAUGAGCCACUGGGCCUUGAUUUCAUUGUUGAUGGUGGUCCUAGAAUUGCUGAUCCUUCUACUGUGGUAGAUAUGACGGGAACGAACCCUACUAUAAUUCGUCAGGGAAAGGGUCCGAAGCUGGAGUGGAUGGUAGCAGAAGAUGAAGAAGAGGAAGCACAAUCGACUUUCUCUUUUAAAGCGGCUUGAAAUUUGCUUCACCUCACCUACUGUAUGGUUUUGCAAUGCCCCAACUGAAGCACCAUCUUUUGACUUCAUAGGAUGUGAGUAGUAGUAUAUAGGACAGAACACGGAAUGGACAGUAGACUGCAUGCUGUAAAUACGACUGCGAGUUGGCAGAAUUUGCCCAGCAGCGACCUUUGCUGGAGAAUUGGAGAGUUGGGUGCUGAUUCUCUUUAACUUGA